UCCCGAAUUUCUCCCGAUUUCCACCCGGACAACAUUAUUGGGGGCGUGCCUUAAAGGCACUGCCUUCAACGUCCUCUACAACCUGUCGUCUCAUCCGCUUUCCCUCCAUACAAACAGCGUGCCGGCCCAGUCACAUAACAUACGUGGCCUUUACACACACACAAGUGAAUGCAAGCCAUACUUGGUCAACAGCCAUACAGGUCACACUGAGGGUGGACGUAUAAAGAACUUUAAAACUGUUACAAAUUUGCGCCACACUGUGAAGAAUGACAAACACAUUUUGGGAGAACAUCCGCACCGUAACACAACAUAAACGCAACAGAACAAAUACCCAGAACCCCUUGCAGCACUAACUCUUCCGGGACGCUACAAUAUACACCACCAAACCCCGGCCCCGCCCACCAAGUUAAUGUUGAUAUUUACCUCAGAAGGCUGCAAAUAGAAAAGAGGCAUUGCAUUUUUUAUUUAAUUUUUAUUUAAUAUACCAUUGAUGUUUUUUCGUUUGUUUUUUGAAAGUUGAUUUUGCACUAUUAAGUUAUAUAAGCGUUGCUUGUUCCAUAUUCAGUGUUAAAGCACAUUUUCAUGCACUUUCUCUUGCUACUUCAAGGCUUGAAUGUUUGAUUCAUUCAUUAUUGUUAUUUUAUUUUCAAAUGUAUUAGCCUGUGGAAAAAGUUUAUUUAGAUAUUUACCUCAGAAGGCUGCAAAUAGAAAAGAGGCAUUCCAUUUUUAUUUAAAUUUUAUUUGAUAUGCCAUUGAUAUUUUUUAAUUAUUAUUAUUAUUAUUUAAAACUCUAUUUUGCAUGUCACUAUAAAGUUAUAUAAGCUUUGCUUGUUCAAUAUUCCAUGCAAAACUUGUUUGGGUCCCUAUUAAAAGGUUAAUUUGUUCAGUUUUAAAUUUUGGCCCCCUCUGUAUUUGAGUUUGACACCCCUGUUGUAUAUGGAAAAAAACAAUAUUUGGUUUAACAAAAGCUCACUUUUAUUUUAUAAGAAAAAAAUUCAAUAAAAUAAACAAAUAAAUAUUGACUGUUGUUACCCACCUAAAAAAAUUAAAUAAAUAAAAAAUAAUAUUGACUGUUGUUACCCAAAGUAUAUUAAGUGGGAUUUUUCAGAAAAACAAAUAUACACAGUAACACAAAAACAACCUGUCUCUGUGAUCACUAUAAGUCUAUAAAUAAUAAUAUAGUGUUAAAUAAAAUCAAUCCCUUUGGCAAAAAACUGAAAAUAAUACAGCUCUCCAAAAAGUGCACUUCUGCAGCUAUUGGAACAUACUAACUACACACACUAAGAACGCCACAGUCAUCAAUCAACAAUUCUACAGUCCUGGUUGACACAAGAGGUAACCUUAUUUUAGCCUAAAGGCUACAAAUGAGCAGAUAUGGAAAUUAACCGGCAACAUUUAACGUUAGUUACUCACCGGCACUAUCACUUGGGACUGCAGGUUGAAGCAGAGGAAGAGGGGCGUGCUUCGUCAUCUCUGUCGCUACUUCUCCACGUGUCGAAGACACGACACGGUUCUCGAACGUUCAGGUUAUGUGCGGCCUGAACAUGUUUCAACAUGUUUGUUGUACUGCUCCCCUCACAUGAGCGCGAAGCCUGGCAAUAAUUGCAUAUUGCCGUUUCCUCGUCGUAUUUUUUUGUCAAACGAAGCCAUGCCUUGAGGCGUUUUUUCCUGUCCAUUAUUUUUGCUGCUUUCUGUAUCUGCCGCCGAAUGACUGAGCUACGUCAUUUCCUGUGAUGUCCCACAGGGCGUUUCCUGUGGGACGGGAUUCGUUCCCAGGGAUUCGAAUAAAGAACCAACUCUUUUUCUUUACUAUAGUGGCCUCGAUAACGGGAACCGGUUCUCAAAAAGGGAUUUGAGUCCAUGGAAUCGGUUCUUUUCUUAUCGAACAACCAGGAGAACCGGUUUCGAACAUCAUCCCUAGGUAGGACACAUACUGUACUAUUGCAUGGCUUUUUGUAUCUUCCGGCACAUACAUGAUAGCACUUAGCCAGGGCGCUAGUAACGCACACGUAGAUUUAUAAUAAAUUGGGCUCUCCGCUCGACUAAAGCGGUUUCCUACCGCUCCCCCCACCCCCUGCUACCCUUCCCAAGUAAAGUGUGUUGUGACUCCAACGGCUGUGAGAUUACUGCCAUCCAUCACCGGGCCACUUGCUCCGACACGCCGCCCCCUCCGCCAGACCUCGGAGACCGCUGACCUUACUGCUCCGCACGUGCCGAAAUGAAAUUGUAGGGCAGGUCAGGAUGAGUCUCCAGUGGACGGCCGUGGCCUGCUUCCUCUAUGCAGAGAUAGCCGUCGACCUCAUCUUGUGCGUCCCCUUCAUAUCGGCACCGAGAUGGCGCCUGGUUUUCAGCUGGAGAAUAUGGAAGUGGUUGUCCCCUUACUGGAGCAAGUGCUUCUUCACCAUGGUUAUGGUCCUCCUUGUUCUUUUCCUCGAUGCAGCUCGUGAGGUGCACAAGUACUCCAGUCCCGAGUCCAUGCAUGAGGCCCAGGUGAACGCCAAUCUCUUGGACCACCUUCACCUGAAGCUGUUCCGAGCUCAGAGGAACCUCUACAUCUCUGGCUUCUCUCUCUUCCUGUGGCUUGUCACGCGGCGAGUCGUCACCGUGCUGAAGCAGAUGGCCGUCACCGUGGAGGACAACGCGGGUCUUCAGGCACAGACAGAGAGCGUCGCCCGAGCGGCCAAUCGUCAUCAAGAAGACAACCGCGCGCUCAAACAAGCUCUUCUGGCUGAGGAACAGGCCAUUGCGGAGGAAAACCAUCAACUGCAGCUGGAGACUAAGAGCCUGUCCAGGCAGUUAAAGAUGGCAAAGGAGGCUGUGCACAAGUCCCACGCUGAGGUAGACACCAUGAGGAGGCAGACACAAGGGAUGGAAAAGGAGUACGAGCGACUACUGAAGGAGCAUCACGGGCUGCAGAAUCUGAGUGACGCAGACAAAAAGGUUCAAUAAUAAAGAAUGGAACAUAUUGAUUGUGGAUGAUUGUAACAUAUUGAUAUCAAUGACCUCAUGUCGAUGGGCAGAAGGAGCCAGAGCCCCUGUUUAUAUAUCCUGUAGGAGGUUUUCAUUGUCUUGUCAAUCAAACUUUUCAUCAUGCAAUAGUAAGAUAUAUAAAUAAUAC
Molecule: messenger RNA, 3118 nt
Organism: Entelurus aequoreus (snake pipefish)
Lineage: Eukaryota; Metazoa; Chordata; Actinopteri; Syngnathiformes; Syngnathidae
Gene: bcap29
Product: B cell receptor associated protein 29
Exons: 8
Coding region: 2242-2949 (235 amino acids)
Biological process (GO): endoplasmic reticulum to Golgi vesicle-mediated transport; intracellular protein transport
Cellular component (GO): endoplasmic reticulum; endoplasmic reticulum membrane
Source: RefSeq, a predicted model, not a curated record